AUGAAACUCUGGACGAGCGUGCUCUUUUCAGGCCUCGCCUCCGCGGGCGCCCUGGUCAACCGUGAUGGAGACGACGCCCUGGCCAAAUGUCCCGGCUACACGGCGUCCCACGUCAAGACGUCUGGGUCCGGGCUGACGGCCGAUCUCAGGCUCGCGGGGAAGGCCUGCGACGCGUACGGCGACGACUUGAAGCAGCUUGUCUUGGAAGUCACCUACGAGACCGACGACCGGCUCCACGUCAAGAUCCAGGACAAGGACAACCAAGUAUACCAGGUGCCGGAGUCCGUGUUCCCGCGGCCCGGCGGCUCGUCGUCGGCGUCCGCGAACCGCCCCCGCCGCCGCGACACGCACGAGGUGCUCUUCGACACGUCGGCGGCUCCGCUCGUCUUCGAGUCGCAGUACGUCCGGCUGCGCACCCGGCUGCCGCAGGACCCGUACCUCUACGGGCUCGGCGAGCACUCGGACGCCUUCCGGCUCAACACCACAAACUACAUCCGCACGCUCUGGAACCAGGACAGCUACGGCAUCCCCGAGGGCGCUAACCUGUACGGCGCGCACCCCAUCUACCUCGAGCACCGGGACGGCGGGUCGCACGGCGUCUUCCUCCUCAACUCCAACGGCAUGGACGUGGUCAUUGACAAGGCCCGCGACGGCAGCCAGUACCUCGAGUACAACACGCUCGGCGGCGUGCUCGACUUCUGGUUCUUUGCCGGCAAGACGCCCACCGAGGUCGUCCAGCAGUACACCGAGGUUGCCGGCCGGCCGGCCAUGCCGCCGUACUGGGGGCUGGGCUUCCAUCAGUGCCGGUACGGCUACCAAGACGUGUUUGAAGUGGCCGAAGUCGUCUACAACUACAGCAAGGCCAACAUCCCGCUGGAGACAAUGUGGACAGACAUCGACUACAUGGACCGGCGGCGCGUCUUCUCGCUCGACCCAGAGCGCUUCCCCCUGCCCAAGAUGCGCGCGCUCGUGUCGCACCUGCACGCGAACGACCAGCGCUACGUCGUCAUGGUCGACCCGGCCGUGGCCUACCAGGACUACGCACCGCUGACAACGGGCCUCGAGCAAGACGUCUUCCUCAAGCGCGCCAACGGCUCCGCGUGGCUGGGCGUCGUGUGGCCCGGCGUGGCCGUCUUCCCGGACUGGUUCGCGCGCAACGCCGGCGCGUACUGGGACGCCAUGUUCGGCAGCUUCUUCCACCGCGACACGGGCGUCGACAUCGACGCCCUCUGGAUCGACAUGAACGAGCCCAGCAACUUCCCCUGCGACUUCCCCUGCGACGACCCCGCCCGCUGCCCGGCUGGCCGUGCGAGCUCCAGCCCGCCAACACCACCGACUGCUACCGCUCCUCUGCCGAGAUGCCGCGCUCCAGCCGCUGGUGACGACCAAAAGGGCCUCCCCAACCGCGACCUGCUCUACCCCAAGUACGCCAUCCACAACAAGGCCGCGUACAAGGACUCGUGGAACGGCGCGCAGGGCGGGCUCUCCAACCACACGGUCAACACCGACGUGCGGCACCAAAACGGGCUCUCCAUGUACGACACGCACAACCUCUACGGGACCAUGAUGUCGACGGCGUCGCACGCGGCGAUGCUCGCGCGGCGGCCCGGGCUGCGGCCGCUCGUCAUCACGCGGUCCACCUUCCCCGGGGCCGGCGCCCGCGUCGGGCACUGGCUCGGCGACAACCUCUCGACAUGGGCCAAGUACCGGGCGUCGAUGCGCACCAUGCUGGCCUUCACGUCGCUGUACGGCUUCAACGUCGUGGGCUCGGACGUGUGCGGGUUCGGCGGCGACGCGAGCGAGGAGCUGUGCGCGCGGUGGGCGGCGCUGGGCGCCUUCUCGGCCUUCUUCCGCAACCACAACUCGCUCGGGCAGGCGCCGCAGGAGUUCUACCGCUGGCCGUCGUACCUCUACGGGCCGGCGCUGCUCGUCGCCCCCGUCACCGAGCCCGGCGCCACCUCCGCCGACGUCUACCUGCCCGCCGGCCUCUUCUACGACUGGUACUCGCACCGGCCCGUCCGGGGCGCCGGCCGCACCGUCACCGUCACCGGCGUCGACACCGCCUCUAUCCCGCUCUUCCUCCGCGCCGGCGUCAUCGUCCCCGCCCGCCUCAACGCCACCCUCACCACCGCCCAGCUGCGCCUCCAGCCCUUUGAGCUGCUCGUGCCGCUUGACGCGCGCGGCCGCGCACGGGGCGAGCUGUACCUCGACGACGGCGUGUCCCUCGACCAGCACGGCAGGCACUCCCUCGUAAACUUCACUUACGACAACGGCCGCCUCUCCGUCGACGGCGUCUUCGACUACGCCGGCCCCGCGAGCAUCCGCAAAAUCACCCUGUUGGGUUCGGGCUCCGAGCCCGCGCCCGGCCAGACGACGACACACUCCCUCGCCGGAUCCAGGACGUAUAGCCGCUCCGUCGACGUGGACUUGUCGCUCGACAGGGCUGCCACGUACACGGUUGGCAAGUGA
Metarhizium acridum CQMa 102 is the source of this 2469-nucleotide messenger RNA. The record is from RefSeq and is a predicted model, not a curated record. NCBI's taxonomy places the organism in Eukaryota, Fungi, Ascomycota, Sordariomycetes, Hypocreales, Clavicipitaceae.